This is a messenger RNA of Acaulospora colombiana, 1437 nucleotides long. NCBI's taxonomy places the organism in Eukaryota, Fungi, Glomeromycota, Glomeromycetes, Diversisporales, Acaulosporaceae. The record is from the annotation of a GenBank genome assembly.
AUGGCUGUGCAUCCAAUCACCACCGCUGCGUUCAUCUUGAAUCGAUCAAAGAAACUGGUUUCCAAGUUAAACAAGAAAUAUAAUUUUGGAGGGAAUACCAGUAAUAACGGUCACGGAAAUAACAAGAACAAUCAGCAAGAUCCAGAUUACCUGUGUAAACAGGGUGAAACUUUCCUAUUUGGGCGAGACGGAGUGGCUAAAGAUGAAAAGAAAGCCUUCGAGUAUUUUCAACGUGCUUCCCUACUAAAUCAUGCUAAAGCUCAAGGAUUGUUGGCUUUUUGUUAUGAAUUUGGGUUGGGGAUUGAAAAGGAUUUUAAGCAAGCUGAAUUAAGCUAUAUUCCCUCAGCGAAAUCUGGUGAUGGAUUAGCGCAAGCUAGACUGGCAUUCCUGAGAAGGUAUGGACGGCCCUCCGUGCGUAUUGACCGAGCCGAAGCUGAAAUGUGGCAACAAAAGGUUAAAGAACGAGGGAAGGUUGCCAUAGAAUGGUUAUUUUAUGCUGCGUGUAAGGAGAACCAUCCAGCUGCCCAAUAUUCCCUGGGUGCUUAUUGGUACCAGAAGGCAGCCCUCCAGGGUCAUGCCCGUGCUCAACACAAUCUCGGUUUCUGCUACCAGAAUGGCAUUGGUGUUCCAAAAGAUGAGGUUGAAGCUGUUAGUUGGUAUUUAAAAUCAGCCGAACGUGGUAACAUCUUUGCCUACCAUUCACUCGGGUAUUGCUAUCAAAAUGGUAUUGGAGUUGCGGUCAACGAAGUCGAGGCUGUUUACUGGUACUUUCUAUCAGCCGAGGAGAACCACGCGCCAGCUCAAUUGAGUCUCGGAUAUUGUUUCCGUAAUGGUAUUGGCGUGGAAAAGGAUGAAUUUGAAGCUGUUAAAUGGUUUACGCUUGCUGCUCAACAAGGCAAUGCUUUGGCACAAAAUUCUCUGGGAUAUUGUUAUGAAGAAGGUCUUGGAGUCGACAAGGAUGAAAGCAAAGCCGUCUGCUGGUACCAACUUUCUGCCAAUGCCCAAAAUCCGUGGGCGCAAUGUAAUCUAGGAUUCUGUUAUGCCAAUGGCAUCGGAGUGGAAAAGGACGAGUUCGUGGCCUUCAAGUGGUACAGUGCUGCCGCUGCGCAAAAUCACGCCCGAGCACAGGACAAGUUGGGCGUUUGUCUUCAGCUAGGUGUUGGCUGCGAAAAGGAUGAAGUUUCUGCGUUGCAUUAUUUUCGCUUGGCUGCUGAUCAAGAUCACCUUGCAGCAAUGUUUCAUCUGGCCAAUGCAUUGGAGAAGGGAAUCGGAUGUGAGGUUGAUUCAGAAGGUGCCAUAUAUUGGUUUGAGAGGGCGGCAAGCUCUGGUUGCAGAAUCAGUUGCGACCGAUUGAAACGAUUGUUGGUUAGGGAAUGUUUGGGACAUAACUCGAGUGGUGAUAUUUAUUUAACUGGGUGCUACGCUGCGGCCGCAUGA